CUACCGGAAGUUUAAAAAAUAAUUAAAAAAGGUUAGCAAGACUUCGCAACAUCAACGCUACUCCACCCAGUUAUGCGUUUGUUUCUAAUUCUGCGCCUAUCAUAUCAUAUUUUUUACUAUUAAGGAAUAUGAUACUUUAAUAAUUCUUUGUGUUGGGAUAAACUCAACUCAGCGUCACUUAGAAGCUUCUCGGGCUAGCCUAGCUUGCUAGUUAGCUUAGCAUAUUAGCCGCUUACAAAGACAAGCGGAAGUGAUCAACAAAGUGAGAAAAUGUGCAAAGUAGAAAUGCUGAGAGUGUUGGUGAAGCAGCGACUAACUGCUGCCGUGGAAGAAAUAUUUGUAGUGUUAGAAAGAACCAUAGCAGAAUACGAGGAGGAACUUUGUCGCAGCAAAAAGGAGAACGAGCGACUGCUGGAGGCAGUUUUCAACAAACAUCACGUCAGAGAAGAAGAAGAACAUCUUGCCCCUGAGCAGCAGGAGUGGAGCUCCGGGGUGGAGCAGGAGGAGCCGCAGCCCCCCCACAUUAAAGAGGAAGAUGCGGGGGAGACGCAGGAAGAGCCGCAGGACUUCCCGGUGAUCCGCGUCAUCGUAAAGAGUGAAGAUGAGGAAGAAAAAGAUCCGAGGUCCCGGCUGGACGGCGGCGGCUCACAAGCCGGCGGCCUCUUGGCGCCGCUGUCAGACAGCGACGACACCACGUCUCCGGACAGCGACGACGACGACGACUCCAAAGCCGCGACUUGUCCCGCGGAAGAAAAACACAAAUGUCCCCAGUGCGAGAAAAUGUUCGGCAACAAGCGAAACCUGAAGCGACACAUGAGAUGCCACACAGGAGAAAAACCCUUCAUGUGCUCGGUUUGCGGCAAAAGGUUCUCCCGCAAGGACUACCUGACCAUACACACCAGGAAACACACCGGAGAGAAACCCUUCACCUGCUCGGUCUGCAACAGCAGUUUUGGCUUCAACUCGGCCUUGUUCCAACACAUGGAGACCCACUUCGGGGAGAAGCCGCAGUGCCCGGAGUGCCACAAACGCUUUGGCAACAAGAGAAACCUGAUCAGGCACAUGAGACGGCACACGGAGGAGAAACCCUGCGUCUGCUCGUUCUGCGGCGAAGGCUUCGCUCUGAAAAGAAGCUUGAUCAGACACAUCAGGACGCACAUCGGGGAGAAAACGUUUGCCUGCUCAAUCUGCAACACCAGCUUCUGCUACCAGUCCGGUUUGAGUAAACACAUGAAGAAACACACCACUAAAACUGUUUAGCUGGUGUGUGUGCCAUUAAAAUGUAGCCCAGACUGAAGAUCUAUUAUUGUUUGUUCUAUCAUGUCUGAUUAUUUUACAGCCAAAGCUGGUCAUACAUGAGAGUAAAAAUGUAUAUUUCAUUGUGACAGACUCAAGCCGUCGUCUUGCAGGUUCCAGGGACCACCAAGGAAGGACAUGGCUUUAAGCAGGUGUAGACUUCUAUGUUUUACAAUAAGCAAAGUCUUUUGCGUGUUGCUUUUCAGCCUUCCCCGUUGUCUGCGUCUGCCUCUCGCUCUCUUCCGGGUUGCACGUGCUGUUGCUUGUGUUGUCGUCUCUCCCUCUCGUUCCUUCGUUGUUUGAGUUGCUCUCUCUCCGCACUAUCACUACCCUCGUUCUCUCCUCCUUCUCACCUUUUAUACAGCGAGAGGUGAUGCAAUAAUCGUGUACAGGUGUGCGAUCCACACACCUGAUCUCGUUUGUGGCGUCGCUCCCGGCACGCCCUGCCUCGCCGCUCGCUCGCCAUCCCCGCCUCCUCGCUGCCAUCUUGGGCCGGGCUCCAGCGUGCCCUGCCUCUCUGUCGGCUCCGCCUCUCCACAUUUAUAUUUAAUGGACUCCCCUCGUAACUGAUUGUUUUUUGAUAGAUGUGUCAAAGUAGACUUCAGUUACAUUUCCAGAAUUUGCAUGAGUGUGUCUUUUUGUAUUUUGUUUAACUAUGUAAUAGGAAAAAAAAACAAAUCGUUAAGAUGGAAAAAUAUCCCAUUAUGGAUCCGAAAUAAGAACUGAAAUGGAUUAAAAAAAGUGGUUGUUUGCGAUAAAUGUUUCUCCAGAUUGUAUUUAAGACAGUUAAUAAAACUGGAGUGGAAUGUACUCCCAACAUA
Nerophis ophidion (straightnose pipefish) is the source of this 2117-nucleotide messenger RNA. Its product is annotated as gastrula zinc finger protein XlCGF8.2DB-like. The coding region runs from base 271 to 1260 and encodes 329 amino acids. Gene Ontology annotation, biological process: regulation of transcription by RNA polymerase II. The transcript has 2 exons. The record is from RefSeq and is a predicted model, not a curated record. Lineage: Eukaryota; Metazoa; Chordata; Actinopteri; Syngnathiformes; Syngnathidae. Gene Ontology annotation, molecular function: RNA polymerase II cis-regulatory region sequence-specific DNA binding; DNA-binding transcription factor activity.